GGGAGGCUGUGGGGAAGUCCCGGCGGCUGGAGGAGAAUAGGGGGCGGUGGGUACAUAGACGGGUUUUUAGCGGGACCCCCGACGAGGCUGGCGGCGCGGGGCUAGUGGUGGGGGGAGAGGCGAGGCCGGCCAGGGGGCGCUCGGGACACGUCCCCGCGCCCUUUGCUGGUGCGUGGGGGUAGGGAGAGGCCGGAGCCAGCCAGCCCGGAACCCGGCUUCCUGCGAGUCCCUCUGGCGGCGUCCCGGAGCCAGCCAACCCGGAACGCGGCUUCCUGCGAGUCCUUCUGGCGGCCUCCCGGAGCCGCCUCCCAGCCCUAGUCAGCGGGGCAGCAGCCGGGUCGUGUCGGCGGCCGCGGGGCCUGGCGCCACGAUGAGCAGCGGGGGCGGCGGCGGCGGCGGCUCGUCCCGCAGCAUUAACUGCGCGCUGCCCACCAUCCCCUCCAGCAAGCUGCCCGACCUGUGCUUCCUCAGCCGGGGCGCCUACGGCACCGUGUCCUCGGCGCGCCACGCCGACUGGAGGGUCCCGGUGGCCGUCAAGUGCCUGCAGGGGCCGCUGCUAGACAGUGAAAGAACCAAUCUCUUAAAAGAAGCAGAGAUUUUACACAAAGCCAGGUUCAGUUACAUUCUACCAAUUUUGGGAAUUUGCAAUGAGCCUGAAUUUCUGGGAAUAGUGACUGAAUACAUGACAAAUGGCUCAUUAAACCAACUUUUGCAUGCGAAAAAUGCAUAUCCUGACAUUGCGUGGUCACUGCGAUUCCGUAUUCUGUAUGAAAUUGCUUUGGGAGUGAAUUAUCUGCACAAUAUGAGUCCUCCAUUGCUGCACCAUGAUUUGAAGACCCAGAAUAUUUUACUGGAUAGCGAGUUUCAUGUUAAGAUUGCCGAUUUUGGUUUAUCGAAAUGGCGCAUGGUGUCCACAUCACAAUCACGAGGUGACAAAUCUCUGCCAGAGGGAGGGACUAUUAUCUACAUGCCACCUGAAGACUAUAAUCCCAAUCAGAAAACCCGUGCAAGUGUAAAGCAUGAUAUAUACAGCUAUGCCAUUAUUAUGUGGGAAGUAAUGUCAAGAAAACAGCCCUUUGAAGAAGUUAUAAACCCCUUGCAGAUUAUGUAUAGUGUGUCACAAGGAAAGCGACCAGACACUAGUGAAGAAACUUUAUCAAUGGACAUACCCCACCGAGUGCUGAUAGUAACAUUAAUGGCAAGUGGAUGGGCACAAAAUCCAGAUGAAAGACCUUCUUUUUCAAAAUGCUUAAUAGAUCUUGAACCAGUGCUGAGAACAUUUGAUGAGAUAUCUAUGCUUGAAGCAGUAGUUCUCUUAAAGAGAGAUAAGUCAAAAUAUGAGUCUCAAUGUAUUCGCUUCAGUCACAAGACAUCCGAUGUGGAGCUGACAUCUGUAAAUAUACCUCUGAAUCUUAGUCCACAGGAGGUAAAGACAACAGUUCUGAAGGACCGUGCUCUCUUGUUAGCAUGGAUGAAUAUCUCUCCAGCCCAAAGUGCUAAAUUGUAUGUGCCCUACCACAGCUACCCUUCCUCAUUUGGUGCAGAUCGUUCAGACGCAUCAAAUCCUAUGACACACAUGCUGCAGUCAUCAGCACUUACCCCAGGUUUUGCUGUGGAAUCCAUGCAACAGGAUGUAGCUCACCAGUGGAUCCAAAUUAGGAGAGAGGACAUUGUCAGCCAGAUGACUGAAGCAUGUCUGAACCAGUCUCUGGAUGCCCUCCUAUCAAGGGAUUUAAUCAUGAAAGAAGACUAUGAACUUAUCAGCACCAAACCUACGAGGACAUCAAAAGUCCGACAACUGCUUGAUACUACUGACAGCCAAGGAGAGGAGUUUGCUAAAGUUAUAAUACAAAAGUUGAAAGACAAUAAACAGAUGGGCCUUCAGCCUUACCCAGAUUUAUCAUCUGCUUCUAAGACUGCAUCUUUAAAUUUAUCAUAUCAGUAUAAAGCCAUGUAAAUGUUUCCUUACAAGUAGGUUUCUGUUUCUGAAAGGUUACUUUAUAUCUGUAUUGCUUUGGUCUUUAUUGCACUUAUGUAAGUCUGGUAAGCGAAAGAAUUAGAUGUAACUAAGGUUACAUUGUAAGGUUAAAACUAGUCAUUUUGAAGAGCAACUGGAAAGACAUACACUCUAAUGAAGUAUUUGAAAGUAUUUUUAUUAUACAUAAAAAGAGAAAAUGUUCCCUAUUCUCUAUUUUAAAUAAUCAUAAUUAUUCCAUUUAUAAAUAUCCUUUAAGUUGUAACUGUCUUAAAAUGAUGGGGAUGCUGCUCACUCACUAUCGUGGUAGGAUUGAUAUAAAAGGAAAAAACCCUACAACCAACCCUGUAGAGUUCUGCCAAUGUUCAUUUCUGUUGUAAGCUAUUUUCACAUUACCCUUCUGGGUAGAUUUGUUCCUUCCUAAAGAACACUAAGACUGCCAUAUGCCUGUAUUUAGAUUUUAAUUUUGUCUCUUCACUCAAGUAGUAAACCUAAUGAUACAAGACCUGCACCUGCUCCCAUUUCAGUCAAAGGGAGUGUGAUGGGAUCCACAGACCAGCAUGUGAUCUGGUAGAACGUUGCUGUCUAACUCAUCUCUUGCUUCCACAAACUUGACACAAAAUCACAUGUGAAAUGUAAAAUGUUGCAUUUGAUCCAUCAAGCUUCUAAUUCCAGUUUAUUUUUAACGUCUACAUGACCUGCAGUAAGCACUGAUUUUAUGUGGUGUAUAACGAUCAAGCUGCCCAGGUGGGUUAGCAGUAACACAAUAAACGCACAUGACCUCCUUUGACACAAAAGCACUGAGAGUGCUGCAGAGCUAGUAUACUUACUUCCUGGAGGAAAAGUGUUGUGUGCUGAUCUGUAGCAUCCCCUCUAUCAGCACUGAAAAUAGUGGUGUUCAGCACUUCUAUAGCUGAGAGGGCAGCUCCAGUCAGGCCAAUGGGGAUGUGCGGGUUGGGAGGGGGGCAGAAUUCUGUGCUUGCCUGAGGCUUUCAGUUUGAUGGGCAAAUACCCCUUUCUUAUCCCCUCUCUCCCUCCAGACUACACCCUUGGUGUUCCGCCUUUCUUGUUUGAGGGAAGGCCAUUGUUGAGAGAGAAGUCUGAGAGGAGGAAUCUGAUUUUGUUUUAAUUCUCUUUAGCACAUUUAAUACAGUAUGAAUGGUUAUAAAUCCGAUUUAUAGCUUUUUAAUUUUCUUGGAUGCAGCACAUACACACCAUCUACAUUUUACAGCAGUAAGAAGUUGAGUUGUUCGGUUAUGCUGUGCACUGAAUGCCAUUGGCAUUAAUAAGAAUUUUGCAAUUGAAAAUCCCACCUCCCCCUCCAAGAAGGUUACAAACAGCAUGAGUAAUUUACUGCCCUUGUCAUAAAAGCCAAAUCAAUGAAGAAUCCAAAUUAUUGAUACUUGGAAAAUCUUGGAGGAUGAGCUAGGGCCUGACCCAUUUCAAAAUAGUUCAAGGUUUAAAUUGUGCAUUACUGCUUGCCUAUGUGUUUAAACAUGGCAGUGAUAUUUUAGUAUCUGUCUUAACUUGUUUUGUGAACUGAGUCACCAGAAUGUGAUCUAUAAUUUACUGUAAACUUUUGCAGACUUUACUAGCUAAAUUCACGUUUUUGCAGUAAAUUGGAAUUUUGCAUUUCAGCCCUGUUUCUGUGCAGAUAUUUAAACUUGUUACUAAUGUAAAAGUUCUGACUGGGGCAUCAACAGCACCUAAUGGGACAAUGCCAAGCUCCAGUGUGUAUGCUUUUUAUAGAAUAGAUUUGAAGAUGACCUGGUGGAAUAUGGUCCUAGUGAGCUGUGCCAGUCUUGCUAGUGAUGCCAGACCUACAUAAUGUCCCUACAAUGUGCUUUUUUUUAAAUGCAAGACUGUUGCACCAAUAAAUAAUUGCAAAUCCUCUUUCUUCAGGCUCAUCCUAUACUAUAAAAUUGUCAUAGGGCCCAGCAGCACUUCAGACACGGAGAUGAGCAGUGCCAAAGAUCUAGAAAAAUCAGUUAUUGACUGUACCAGACAUGCUGCUUGCAAAUUUGAGAGCAAAAUUGAAGAUGGCGCUAAAUGAUAGUGAGUAAAUCGGAAGUGGACUGGAACAGUAAAGUGAGAGAAGAAAUAUUGUAACCAUAGGUUUCACCUGCAUGCCUGGAUAUUGCUUCCAUUUUUCCAUCCCCAACUCCUUCCCAUUAAUUCAUUAAUGGUUUUACCCCUGGGUCUCAGUCUCGCCCUCUGAAAUGAUGCAGGAUGUCUUGAUUUUUAUCAAAUAAAUGUAAUGAAUGGGCAUUGCUAAAUAUAUGGUAGAAACAGUGUCUGCUUAUGGGAUUGGGUUCUCUUGUGGUACACUAAUACAGGAGUACCUUAAUAAAAA
Molecule: messenger RNA, 4328 nt
Organism: Chrysemys picta bellii (western painted turtle)
Lineage: Eukaryota; Metazoa; Chordata; Testudines; Emydidae
Source: RefSeq, a predicted model, not a curated record